Messenger RNA from Thalassophryne amazonica, 2234 nucleotides. RefSeq names its product angiopoietin-related protein 1-like. Gene Ontology annotation, biological process: cell surface receptor protein tyrosine kinase signaling pathway. Bases 206 to 1663 code for a protein of 485 amino acids. The record is from RefSeq and is a predicted model, not a curated record. Lineage: Eukaryota; Metazoa; Chordata; Actinopteri; Batrachoidiformes; Batrachoididae. The transcript is spliced from 5 exons.
CUCUUUCCGUGUGGACCACCCUCUGUUCUCCUACAGGACACAGCUUUCCUGCAACACCGCUUUGAGGGGGCGACUGAGGGGCACCGAGAGUCUGCAGUGGAGAAUGGACAGCAUAAGGAUUCUGAGAAGACAUAACUAAGACACCAACCCGGCUCCUGUCUGCACCUCUGACACAGAUCUUGUUGGCAAUCAAUAAGCAGGAACAAUGGAAACUGGAAUUUGGAACCUGUUUAUCUUGUUUAGUGUAUCUGUCUUGAGCAACAGCGACGCCCUAACCAAGAACCCCAUUGUUUCCCGGAUACGACGGGCUCCUGCUGAUGCCACCGGGGACCUUAAGAAGUGCUCUUACACCUUUUUGGUCCCUGAGCAGAAGAUCACUGGUCCCAUCUGUGCUGCCCAGGGUUAUUCAAACGAUAAAGACCGAGUAACACGCCUCGAUGUGGCUGCGGUCCGUGACCUUUUAUCAAAGCAGCGUCGAGAGAUGGAGACACUGAAGCUGGUGGUGGACGUUGAUGGCAACCUGGUCAAUGAGAUGAAACUGUUAAGAAAAGAGAGCAGGAACAUGAACUCCAGAGUGACCCAACUGUACAUGCAGCUGCUGCAUGAAAUCAUCAGGAAGAGGGACAACUCACUGGAGCUAGCACAGCUGGAGACCCGCAUCCUUAAUGCAACCACUGAGUCACUGCGUUUGGCCUCUCGGUACAGAGAACUGGAAGCCAAGUAUGCAGCUCUGUCUGCAUUAGUGAACAACCAGUCAUUGCUGAUUGGAGCACUGGAAGAGCGUUGCAUGCAGGUGUACAGUCGCAGGCAUGAACAGCCACCCUUGGGACCGCCGCUGGUGCAGGUGGUGCCUGAGAACAUUCCAGUCAAUGUGCCACGUUUCACCAAUGAGAUCCAGAGGGACAAUACCCGAGCAUUUGCACGGGAAAGGGGCUCGCGAUCUGGGCCGUCUCCAACAAGCAGCGGCCUAGAAGUACAGAAACCUCCUCAGAGAAACUUCAGUGCUGAAGGCCCAUUCAGGGAUUGUCUCCAGGCACAGGAAGCAGGCCACAGCAUCAGUGGCAUGUACCUGAUCUGCCCAGAUGAAGCAGAGAGGCCAGUGCAGGUCUGGUGUGAACAGGAUAUAGACAAUGGAGGCUGGACUGUCAUCCAGACCAGGAGGGAUGGAUCAGUUAACUUCUUCAGGAACUGGGAGAACUACAAGAGUGGUUUUGGCAACAUAGAUGGGGAAUACUGGCUCGGCCUGCAAAGCAUCUACAAACUGGGGAGGCAGGGCGACUACAAGCUGCUGGUGGAGCUGGAGGACUGGAUGGGUAAGAAGGUGUACGCCCAAUACAGCAGCUUCCACCUGGAGCCAGAAAGCGAGGGUUACCGUCUGAGACUGGGAACCUACCAGGGAAAUGCUGGGGAUUCUCUCAGCAGCCACAAUGGCAAGCAGUUCACGACUCUGGAUCGGGACAAGGACGCCUUCUCAGGUAACUGUGCCCACUUUCAUAAAGGAGGCUGGUGGUACAACGCCUGUGGUCAAACCAAUCUUAAUGGUGUCUGGUACACCGGAGGAGUCUACCGCAGCAAGUUCCAAGAUGGGAUCUUCUGGGCCGACUAUGGAGGAGGAUUCUACUCUAUGAAGACUGUCCGUAUGAUGAUCCGGCCCAUAGACUGACGAGAUGCUGUGAACAAAGCUGGUACAGCUCUCGGCGAGAGCGAGAACAUGAACUUCCUUCCAGUUGUGACUUUGUAUACCAGCAGGAACUGACUGAAUAGAGGAUUAUACAAGAUCACAGAUUACUGGACUACAUCAGUGGAGACUCAAACCAUCAGCUAUGAUGUUAACUGAUAGCAACUCUGAAAAUAGUCCUCUUUAUAUAAAAAUCUAUGCAUAUUGUUAAGGAAUGAAGGGAAAUUACUAUUUAUAAGACAUACAGGUCAGUUUAAAGGACUGGUUCACUUUUCUUACAUUAAGACUUUGUUUGCAAGCAGGCCUCUGAUAGCUGUUCUCAGGGUUUUUUUCUUUUUCUUUUUCCUCUACAAGUUAAUGAGAAGGAAAUAUGUCAGUAUCAAUAGGGAACAUACAGUAGAGCGCUAAAUGAACUCAAACCACAUUUUUCCAAAACAUAAUAUUGCAUAUACUGCUGGUGAUAUUGCUCAAUUUCUGCAGCGACUAUUUAUUUGUGUGACACCCACAGUAAAAAAAAAAACAAAAAAAACAUCUGACUGAAGCUGACUUCUAAAAC